This is a messenger RNA of Cylas formicarius (sweet potato weevil), 3107 nucleotides long. RefSeq names its product protein pigeon. The record is from RefSeq and is a predicted model, not a curated record. The transcript is spliced from 12 exons. Gene Ontology annotation, biological process: positive regulation of amyloid-beta formation. The coding region runs from base 48 to 2753 and encodes 901 amino acids. Lineage: Eukaryota; Metazoa; Arthropoda; Insecta; Coleoptera; Brentidae. Gene Ontology annotation, cellular component: trans-Golgi network.
CCUACACUUUGGCAUAUCCGCCGCACAAUCGCGCAAAGCCGGACGAUAUGGUGACGAUAGAUAAUUUUGCUUCCAAAUUGUACGCACUCCUUAUCAGCGAAAAUCCCAAUGAUGAAAUUAAAGAGUGGAGACUGCUCGGGCAAGAACAAGAUGGAGUGCUAUUAUUCAGUUGGGACCAGUCGACUAAAGAUGAUAAUCCGAAUACGCACAUAGGCUUUUAUCAUUACGAAAAGAAUAAGUUAAAAUCGAUCUACUGUUUCGGCAAAAAGGUGAACUGCAUCCAAGCUUCCGUGGACGGUAGUAGACGAUUUUUAGCGUUUGUGGCGAAAGAGCAGAACGACGAAAACCAAGAGCUGUAUUACAAGUCAUAUUUGCACAAAAUAGGUAGCGAAAAUGAUUUAUUUCAAUUAGAGUUGGAAGGCACCAAACAAGCAAUGGUGCAGUUUUUAUAUCCCAAGCAAUCCGUGCUGUCCGAAGCUCAACCUCUUACGUUUCUAUUAAUGACCCAUCAAGAAAACAUCGUACAUUACCAAAUUAAAAAUCAAAACGACGUGUUAUCUGAAGAAAAUUUAACAAAAGAGACGCUGGUCGGAGGUUUCAUUUGGGCCCAGUGGGAUCCAAUUCAUCAAACACUCUAUUACAUUCACUAUAAAAAAGCCAAAAGGGGACUCAUUGAAGGUGACGAAGAACUGCCUAUCGAAAAAGACUGCAAAAUUUCGCCAACAUUAUCUGGGUUACAAUUUCACGACGAAUUACCGCAUGAGAGUGUCUUGAACAUACCUCUAAAUUUGCCACGCGCAUCGGCAUUUUCGAACAACUGCAACAUUUAUGAAGACGACGUUCUUCCAUUAAGGAUUCACGAUUGUACUUUGGAUUUAAUCGUGAUCACCGACUCCAAGGGAUUCUUUUGCGUGUGUCAUCAUUAUCUGUAUCAGCCUAUACAAAGUGAAAAUGAAUUGGAUGAAGACGACGAGUCACUUAUCCACAUGGCAUAUUCCGUCACAGUUUUGCAUCACAGUUGCGUUUUACAUUGCGUUGUUCCGGAUAUACCCUGGAAAAAGGCGAAAACUCUGAGACCGCUUUUCAUUUUGCACGGAGAACAUCUUUUGGUUCGUAUCCCUGAAAUAUGCGCCCAUAUAUUAGACGUCGGAUUAAUGCACGAACCAUGCUGCCAUAUAACUACAAAACCAUUUACGGAAAAUAUAGAACCUGAAAUGCUAUGUCUGACACCCAUUCGUUCGAUUAGGGCGAACUGUGCCGUGAAUUUGGCAACUUUGGAUUUGGUCGACGUUACAAUUCCUACGAGCUUGUUGAAAGAAACUUUUAAAAGUGACACCUUGGUCGAAAACAAACUGUCCAUACUACAUUAUUUAGUUUUGCACUCUGGGGAUCAAGACGUGGCGUCGGAGCUAAUAUCAUGGCAGGCAGAAAAACCAUUCCUGUUAUCGUUUCCCCAAAUGCUUCGGGAAUAUUUGAUCGGAAGUUCCUAUGCUGCGGUCCAAAGGAAUCUACCUUCCGAUGCCCAUAAAUUAGUUAACCUUUUACCGUUUACCACGCUGAGAAUAGGGAGCGAUUUGGAAAUCAAAAUUGGCGGUAAGCUAGUUUCCUUAUCUCAGGAUGUUUUGUGGAACGCUUCUAUGAUGCUGCUGUCGCCACAACAACGGAUCGUGCCCUAUAGAAGCGAUAUAUGGGUGAAACUAUGGGACCAGUUGGCAAAAAUAACGAAAGGAAAACCUAGAUUUAAACCCAGCCAAGUCGUUGAGAAACUUAUGAUAUCGUUAGUGUGUUACCAGCCUGAGAUUCUCUCGAGAUCUAGCACUCCUAUGUCACCAAGCGGAUCGAUAGGCUCAGCAUCUUCACUCAACGACUUUAUCAACAGCCAAGGUUCUAAAAGAACUCAAGUGGACUACUUACCGUUUUAUGAAGUGGAAACUUGCACAGCUAGCAAACAGGAGCACAUCAUAUCAGUGAAUCUGCGUGAACUCAGCAUGUACCUUCUGAAACAGAGUUCGGAUAACCGGGUGAGUAGAUUUCAGUGGCAGUUACAGACCCCCAUACACGUCCAUGCUGUGGCGACUAGAUAUAUAACAGCUCAGCUAGACCAAUCGAGGCAACUUUGCCAAAUACUAUGCAAAGCUGCGACUUACGAUCCCAGAUGUGAGAUCGACAAAGGAUUCGUAUACAUCAGUCAAACGUCUGAAGAAAAACGAUACAUACUAUUCACCAUUUUGGAAAGGUACUAUUUGGCUUUGGAAUCAAUCGCAUUCCCUUUACCACAAGGUUUUACGUCAUUCUUCACGUUUUUGGGUUACAAGACGUUGACGUUUGAUUUGUUUCUUCAGUACGUAAAUCGAAACGUCUUUGAAUUGCAAGUGGACGUAAUGAAAAUUAUAAUGGGAGACAUCGACAACAGCAAGACCGGAAUUGAAAGAAAGUUGCAGUUACUGCGAUUACUGCCAAGAUCUAGAGCCAAAAGGUUGUUGAACCAAUGGCAUUAUCCAGUGAGCCUCACAAUCAGAGCUAGAGAACACUCCUCAAAUAUACUUUCCGGUGUAGUAAACCUGCCGACUGGAAAAAAUUCACAAGGGAUGGAAAAGAAGGGAAUUAGAGGUAUAUCAGCUUUCCCCACCGGCGAUCAGAUGUCGCCACUAGAUUCAUUUUUGGAUUUGCUAACUGCCAAGGCAAGCCUGAACGAUAUAGACUUCGGUUUGCUAAUAGAAGCAUCGGAAGUUUGUAACAAAAAUAUCUCAUAAAUUGUGCCAAAAAGUUCGGUUGAUUUCUCAUAAAAAAACUACAUAAGAAUAAGUUUUUAUGUUUUCCAACACACAAUUUAAAUACGCGGACUGUACUAAAAUUACAAAUAUUGUUAAAUUUACUAAGUUUUUGAUAUUUGAUGUUUAGUUACUUCCACAAUUGUGAUAAAAUUAUUUAUGUAAUUAGAGGGUUAGUUAGCCUGAUGUAAAUCACAAAUAUAUCUAAAUCUUUAAGUAGGAUGUUAUGAAUUUUGUGCUGCGUUGUAAGUGUUAAGUGUAUUAACUAGUAUUAAUCUACUUACAAUUUUUAUUAUAACUUGAUAUUAGACUGUGAUAAGUGUGUUGCUUUCUAAA